CCUCCAUCAACCACCCUCCUACCACCCUCUAGGUUUUUUCCUUUCAUCAUGUCUAAUAUUGCGCCAUCAGCAGCGAGGCAGGCCCUCCGUGUCUGCUCACGGCGACACCCAUCUAGCUCGCUUUCCCGCUUCGCGCCCCGAGCCGCCACUGGAUACCAUGGACGAAGCUAUGUCACAGAGACGAAGCCAGUCAAUGCCACCAUCAACGUUGACACGACCAUCAAGGCAGAGCGGGAGGCGUUCAUGAAGGAGACGGGGAGCAAGCCCGCCCAUGAGAUCAUGCCAACCACUGGGCUCGGUGCUGAUGCCAUGCUGAGUCCCACGGCAGGUAUAUUGAAACAAGCAAGUAUCAUAGACGAAGGCACACGCCCCAUUUAUCUAGACAUGCAAGCAACGACUCCGAUGGAUCCCCGAGUUGUCGAUGCAAUGCUGCCAUACAUGACGGGGAUGUACGGCAACCCCCACUCGAGGACCCAUGCGUACGGAUGGGAGGUUGACAAGGCGGUUGAGCAAGCACGAGAGCACAUUGCCAGCCUCAUUGGCGCCGACCCGAAGGAAAUUAUAUUCACCAGUGGCGCAACAGAGAGCAACAACAUGAGCAUCAAAGGCGUCGCCAAUUUUUUCAUGCGAAAUGGCAAGAAGAAGCACGUCAUCACUUGCCAGACGGAGCACAAAUGCGUACUCGAUAGUUGUCGCCAUUUGCAAGACGAUGGAGUAGAAGUAACAUACCUGCCCGUGCAGAACAACGGUUUAGUCGACAUGGCACAGCUAGAAGCCGCGAUACGGCCAGACACCUGUCUGGUUAGCAUAAUGACAGUAAACAACGAAAUCGGCGUGCUCCAGCCGAUUGACGAGAUUGGAAAGCUUUGCCGAUCUAAGAAAAUCUUCUUCCACACGGAUGGCGCACAGGCGGUCGGAAAAAUUCCACUCGACGUGAACAAGUCAAACAUAGACCUCAUGUCUAUAUCUGGGCACAAGAUAUACGGGCCUAAAGGCAUUGGCGCAUGCUAUGUCCGCAGGAGGCCACGAGUCAGACUCGAUCCAAUCAUUAGUGGAGGUGGCCAAGAACGCGGGCUGAGAAGUGGAACUUUAGCUCCAUCACUGGUUAUUGGGUUUGGCGAGGCGGCGCGAAUCUGCAAAGAAGAGAUGGCAUACGAUUCGAAACGUAUUGCCGCGCUCUCACAGCGGCUCCUCAGCGGUCUUCUAUCUCUUGAACACACGACCCUCAACGGAGAUGCUGCGCGCCAUUAUCCCGGCUGCGUGAAUGUCUCAUUUGCCUAUGUCGAAGGAGAGUCACUACUCAUGGCUUUGAAAGAUAUUGCUCUCUCAUCGGGAAGUGCAUGCACAUCGGCCUCGCUCGAGCCGAGCUAUGUACUAAGAGCCCUCGGAAGCAGCGACGAGAGCGCCCAUAGCAGCAUUCGGUUUGGUAUUGGCCGAUUUACCACCGAAGCCGAGAUCGACUACGUUCUCAAGGCUGUAAGCGAAAGGGUCAGCUUCUUGAGGGAGCUUAGCCCGCUAUGGGAGCUGGUUCAGGAAGGUGUUGAUCUCAACACCAUUGAAUGGAGCCAGCAUUGAGGCCCCGAAGUACUCGUAACGAACAGGCGUGAUAUGGGCUUGGAUUAUUUUGUUUUCC
Mytilinidion resinicola is the source of this 1633-nucleotide messenger RNA. Its product is annotated as cysteine desulfurase. Gene Ontology annotation, biological process: [2Fe-2S] cluster assembly. Gene Ontology annotation, molecular function: cysteine desulfurase activity; pyridoxal phosphate binding. The transcript has 3 exons. NCBI's taxonomy places the organism in Eukaryota, Fungi, Ascomycota, Dothideomycetes, Mytilinidiales, Mytilinidiaceae. The record is from RefSeq and is a predicted model, not a curated record. Gene Ontology annotation, cellular component: mitochondrion; cytosol; nucleus. Bases 49 to 1575 code for a protein of 508 amino acids.